Oncorhynchus mykiss (rainbow trout) is the source of this 7146-nucleotide messenger RNA. Its product is annotated as APC membrane recruitment protein 1. The record is from RefSeq and is a predicted model, not a curated record. Gene Ontology annotation, biological process: regulation of canonical Wnt signaling pathway. Gene Ontology annotation, molecular function: beta-catenin binding; phosphatidylinositol-4,5-bisphosphate binding. Lineage: Eukaryota; Metazoa; Chordata; Actinopteri; Salmoniformes; Salmonidae. Gene Ontology annotation, cellular component: plasma membrane.
CGGAGGCCAAGAAGGGUGCAAGCUCCGACCCUACUUUUCUGUUUUGUGAUUAUUUUGUCGUUUAUUUUUACUUUAUUUUCACAAUAUGUAUCAGAUAUGAUUUCUUACAACUGACAAGUUUCUAAUUUCUCGUGUUUUUUUCUUAUAGUAUUUACAAUAGACGAUAACUAAAAAGAAAGACAUACCCCAUCCUCACUACGACUACCAGAAUUCAAUGCGCAUAUGAACAAGAGGCUCCAGACUGUUAACGCGACUGAACAAAGUGAAUCGGAUUUAUUGUGUAUAUUAUCCUGGGGUGUAGCAGCCAAACAACAAGAAAACAUGGAAGCAAAUGGUUUUGUAGGAUGGCAUGGCAGCAGUCUUCUUUGCACCUGAUGGUGAUGACUGUCAUGCGCUCUGUUCAUUUCAUCUUCCUGUAGAUUGUGUUGCCAUGGAGCCCUGCGGAGGAAAGGAGCCAGCAAGUUAUACAAAGCAUUUGUCUGCUGGCUGCGAGCAGACAGCCAUGGGUGGCCAGGAUUCACAGACUGAGGUAAAGCCUCCAUCUGACACAUUUGAUGCUGUGCCCCCUGAGCCUCAGCCAUCAGGGAAACUGAAGAGGACUGCAUUGAGAUUCUUUGGAGGACGUAAAAGCAUUUGUGUUUUGCCCAACUUCUUUGGAGGGAGGAACAAAAAUCAGAACAAGUGUGCCUCUAAAAAGGGAGUAAGCAAGAGUAAAACGCAUGAUGGACUUAGCAAGGCAGGUUGGGAGGACAGCCUGGGAAGUGGAUAUGUUCCAGCAGGAGAUUUUGAGUACCACAGCCAGACUCCUAGCACUUGUUGUAGUGAAUUUGGUCACUCUACUGGUGAUCAGAAGUCCUUUUCCCUCCCCCGUCAGAAAAAGGGUUUGAGGGGACUUUUUAACAGCAUCAGGCGUCAUAGAAAGAAUAGAAAUUGUGAUUUAGAAAAAAAUGAAAUGGUUGCAAUGUCUCAUGUCUGCAACAAAGAGGUGCCUAUUGCCCAGACUAAGAUUGACCAAAAUGACACUGAGUGCCUGAACAGUUUGUCUGAAUCCAAUGUGCCUGUUUCGGCAAAUGUCGAAGAUUGUUUGACUAUUGCGCCUGAAUGUAUUAAUGUUGAUGUCAUAGUGUCUGAGAACAAUAUGGUGAAACAAAGGAGUGUGGACUCUCUUGUAGGGGAACUGAUGAAAGGCAAGGACGUUGUUGCAAAGAAUGAUAACCCAAAUAAACAUGAAGAGACACUCCAUGAAACCACUGAACCUGGUUCUCUCCCAAACACCAACCUAGAGUCUACAGUGAACGCCCAGCUGCCUACUGGCUCAUCUCAAAUAAGCUUGCUUUAUGGUGAUGUGGCGUCUCUGAAGAGUUUUGACUCACUCACUGGCUGUGGUGACAUAAUAGCUGAUCAAGAUGACGACAGUAUUGCAGAGAGCACAGUCUCGGGGGAAAGGAGUCGAAAUGCAGGCAAAAGGAGUUCCUGUUAUGUUACCUACCAGGGUGGAGGAGAAGAAAUGGCCACCCCUGAUGAGGUGGCUGGAGACUAUCUCCAUGACCUCUGGGAAAAUGACGCUGUAGAGAACAUUUGCUAUACAGACAGCCAGGAACCAGACUUUCUAGAACACAGUGAAAGUCCUAGGAUGACACCUGAAGAGCCAUCUAGCUCCUAUAACAUGGACAUCAGCAACAACAGCAAUGGUGAUCUUGAAGUUACAGAGACCACCCUUACAUCUGCGGAUGUCAUGACCCCUCAGAGCGACCAUCAAGAGUCAGUUCCUAACAGCGAUGAGGGUUACUAUGACUCUACCACCCCAGGACAAGAUGAAGACGGGCGUGACAAAGUUGACAAUGUCAGGACGGAUAGACUACCAAGGGACAGUUACAGUGGCGACGCUCUGUAUGAGCUUUUUGAGCCUGAUGAUAGUCUUAUCAGUCCACCUCUUGAAAAAUCUAAGCUGCCUGAUCCACUUGAGUUUUUAGAAAUGCCAGCUCAGUGUAGUGAUGUAAAUGCUAUGUUCACUCCUGAAACAGAUCUAAUGGAAGAGGACAGGCUGACUUUGAUCCAGCAGGACCUUCUCUGCGCGGAGUUGAAAAGCAUGUGUAAACUUUCCAAAGAGCAGGCUCUGUUCACCAAAGGGAGGAUCCACCAAGAUAAUAGCUUCCAGGAAAGCAUUUCUAAGGUCAACUCAAAAACUCAAGCUUCUAUGAAAGAGGACCAGGUCAACCCAGAGGCUUUGAAUAAAAAAGAAAACCGAUCGCAUGCCAUAGAGCAGAGAUAUUUCAAAGCCUGUAAUGGUGGGAAUAGUGAGAGAAUGUCAGAUGCAGCUUUUAGCUCCCUUGCUUCAAAAACAUGUCAAUCACAAGAAAUGUGCCCUGAGCAAAACAAGCCACAGUCCCCCAACUUAAGAGGAAAUCAUGAUAUUUCUAAAGAAACAAAUAAUGAUUUGAAGGAUGACCAGGCAAUUUGCUUCUCCCAAGCCCUAGUGGACUUUACAAAACAGUCACAGUUUUAUAGUGAUUCAAAUGAAAGCAUGGGAGGCUCUGAGUCAGGCUCUCCCUUUUCCCAAAACAUGCAAUCCCUCCCAGCCAUUGUCACAUUUGAUGUCGUGGACAUAGAUAAUGAGGGGGAAUAUGAUCAGCAGAUGGAUAUGGUAAUGGAGGAGGAAGACAUCACGUCGCCUUACGAAGUGUUUGAAGAAAGCUACCUGCAAAAGGAUGCUUUUGCUGAAUGUGACUUACAAAUGUUUGACCUCUAUGAACGGAGUCUCCUCAGUAAUACUUGGGGAAUCGCCAGCCUGCCACGUCACCUUAGCCUUACACGAGUCCAUCAGUCAAGUCCACUGGCUCCUCUGUCGAGUCCUCUGGCCUUAAAUCGGAGGAGUAGAUCCCUGGACACAGAGAGCUUGGAGUUAGAGAUGACUGACAUGUAUUUAGGGAGUGGGGCAGCGCUAGCAUCAUGCCCUAGAACUGAAAGAGUGUCAAAGAUGGCGUCCUCACUUCAACGCAAAAAUAAUGGUCACAUUUCCACUUCAGAAAAUGGGGACAAUAGAAACAUGUUGCAGUCAUGGCAACCAGAUACUGAGGGGACUGUAACCCACCCUGGAGCAGAUGGGAAAAGAAAAGAGCAGACGCACAGUCUCUAUCAAACCCAAGACGGACACGUGGUAUCAUUCAGUCAGUCUGUCAGUCGAGUCCCAAACUGUAAACCUCAACUGAUCUCAGCUAGCAAACUGACUGACAGAGUAUCCUGUAAUUCUAUCCCUCAGAAUACAGGACCGUUGCAUAGGCCAUCUCAUCUUCCUUUGCAAUCAGAAUCCUGUCGGCCUCAGGCCCCUGGUCGACCUCAUGCUCACUAUGGGAGGUCAGAUAAGGCAUCAGGUGGUGGGGGUGAGGCCCUUUUUUACACAUCGACUGUUGACUCUCAUCCUUACAAUCAACACAGUAAGAUUAGGCCAGUGGGGAUCACCCAUGGAAUGCCUCAUCUUUGCUCUGAGUCUGGGAGUCCUGUAAGCCCAGUGGACUAUGAGCAGCUGCCAGACUUCACCAGUAAAGGAAGAAAAGCAGUGGAAAUGGUGCGCCCUGUUGAAUGUAGCAAACACAUGUCUGGAGCAAAUCCCUAAAAAUGGGAUGAAACCUCUACAGUUAGCAUAUAGGCCUGUAUCCCACGUUUUCAUACUAUGUGCCACCAAAAACACCAUCUAGUACGUUUACAUCACCGAAAAUAGAAUGAUUGUCUGUUACCGUUAUCACACAUUGCAAAUAUGCUGUUUUGAUUAAUAAGCUAUUGUAUUUCAAUGUGAUGUACAAGCCUUAGAAUUUGUGUUGCAAUGGAUAAGGAAGCCUGUGCUGUUCUAUCAUGCUGCGUUAUCUUGUGAACAGUCAUCAAAAUACAAACUCCCAUGCAAUCUUUCAUUAAAAUGUUCAGGCAUGAGUAUACCUUGCAUUUGCUCAGCCCAGCGUUAGGCUACACAUCACAUUUUAUUACACAUAUUGGUAGCUAAACUACAUGGUAUGUUCACUCUGUCAAGUUGUAGGUAGCCUUUAGUCUUUAAAAAAGUGACUUUCUUUACAGAAAGCUGUUUACUGCAGUCUUUGUACUAGUACACUAUUAUGAUGGUAUUAGAUUGUGAUGCAUUUAUAAGAUUCAGCUUCAACAUGCACAUUUGGAUAGGAGGUCAGUUAACCUUUUUUAGAUAUCAAAUGUAGGGGGAACCGCAUCGAUAAUGUCUUACAUUUUCGUGAAACUGAUUUUGUUGGUAGGCUAUAAACUGUAUGUUUCAAUGUGUUUUAUGUUUAGAAUUGAUUUAAUCUUACAUCAAUAAUGGUUACGCUGUAUGUUUUAUUUUUGGUUGACAGAAUCUGAUAUCUGAAAAUAAUGCUUUGUUCUUUAGAUUUGUAUUCUGUAGUACCUCUGCAAUAAUUCUAAAAAAUGAUGUUAAAUUUGUAUUCACAACCAAUCCAUCUGCUGAAAACUGAUAUAGAUUGAUUUUACCCAGGUAAUCGUAACUCAACUGUCUGCUGGCAAAGUCUGUGAAAUUGUGUCAUGCUGGUUGGCAUUUUGGGAUAUUGCCUCAGUUACCUUUUUUUUUGUCUAGCACUAUGAAGAGUAUAAUGCUGCCUUGCACUUAAAUCCUUGAUACAUUUGUUUUGUUUGUAGAUAAAAAGACAAAAAACACGGGGAUGUUUGGGAUACUUUUUUAUUGCCGAUUUUAGUAGAUUCAUCAUAAAUGUUCCUUAUUUCUGUGAUUAUCAUACUAAUGUAAGACCUUUUCGAUAUAUUAUACUCAUUGACCAACUCUGCAUUUGUUUCUAUAUCUCAGCACUUUCUUUUCUACACUACAUUGUCUGUUUCAUCUGUAAGACCUGUCCUAGCUACAGUUAGUUUUAUGUAUUUACUGAGCACAUGGCUACAUGUUUUUAUUUUUGUAUUUUGAGCAUUAAUACAUCUUAUCAUGAUUCUUGUCUUUAAAGUGGCAAUCUGCAGUUCCAACAACAACAAAGCGGUCACCCCCCACUGAUCUGGUAAACAGCUGAGGGAUAGGGCAGAAGAAAUUUAACCACUUUCAAACGCAUGAACAGACCUAAUAUGUAUCAAUGAUGGUAUCAAAGUUAUAGUUUUAAUCAUGUUUUUAGGCUAUACAGUGUUUGUUUACUUUUUACAACAUUAAUUACAAACAAAGGAGUAAGACAUUUUGUGUUCUGAUUGGGUAUGGCAGUUGCAGUAAUCUCAUGAGGCAUCUUGACGUUUUAUUCUUCAAGAACAUUAAUUAAAGUCUACAAAUGUAUGUAACUGCUGCAGAUUGCCCCUUUUUAAGUUAGAUUUUCCCUAUGUUAUUGUUUUCUGUCAGCUGUUACAACUGAAUUUGUUGUGGUAAGCUAUCUGUGGCAAUUUCAUGCCCAAAGAUGAGUUUUCCCAUGUUGACAAAACCAAUUAUGGAAGCUUUAGUAUGUGUUUUCUCACUGGCAUUGACAAAGGACAUGUGUAAUUGUAUCAAUUAACUUUUUCAACAAUAAGGAAUAGGCUGUAUAUGUAUAUCAAUUUCUUGAUUUGUCACGUACAUGCCGAAGCAGCUGGUAUGAAUGAAAGCAAAUGUUCAAAUUUCUAUGCCUACAUGUAGCAUAUACAGUGGGGUCUGAAAUUAUUGACACCCUUGAUAAAGUUGAGCAGAAAUUACUAUAAAAUAAUUAAAAUACUUAAAAAUGGGAAAGUAUAUUAUUUGAUACUAAUACAAUCGCUCAGAGAAAGAGAUUUUGUUUAACAAGGUGGGUCAAAUUUUUGAUACCCCUGUUUUCAAUACCUUUCAAUACCUCACCUUGUGAGGUUAACGGCACUGAGCGUUUUCUGUCAAAUGUUUUGAGUUAGAGAACACAUUGGGAGGUAUCUUAGACCACUCCACCAUACAGAAUACUUCCAGAUCCUUGAUAUACAUUGCUCUAUGGACUGCCCUUUUCAAACCACAGGUUUUCAAUCGCUUUCAAGUCCGGAGACUGAAAUGGCCAUUGCAAAAUGUUGAUUUUUGUGGCCAAUUAACAAUUUCUUUGUGAUUAAAAAAAUAUUAAAAUGAUUGGGGUUAUUGUCUUGCUGGAGGAUCCACGUGUUGCCAAGUUUUAGCCUCUUGGCAGAAGUAACCAGGUUUUUGGCUAAAAUAUCCAGGUACUGGGUAAAGUUAUUGAUGCUGUUGACCUUAACAAGGGCCCCAGGACCAGUGGAGGAAAAAUAGCCCAUUACAUCAAAGAUCCACCACCAUAUUUUACAGUAGGCAUGCUUUUUUUUCCUGCUCAUGCAUUCUCAUUUCGAUGCCAAACCCACCACUGGUGUGCAUGGCCAAGGAGCUCUAUUUUCAUAUCAUCCAACAAAUGUAAGCGCCUGGAGUUUACUAAACGGCUUUGGCACUUGGAUUGGAACUGACGCUUUCGUCACAUUUACAUGAUAAUAGAGCUCUUUGGCCACACACACACCAGUGAUGGGUUUGGCGUCAAUGAGAAAUAAGGCCUAUAUAUCUGUGGAUCUAGAGACACUACCCUCUGCUGGACAAAUAACUUUACAACAGCAAAUGAGACCAACAAUCCAGGAGCAUACAAUCCUAUAUCUUUUGAUGGCGCUAGCAGCCAAUAAUAGUUGAUUUUUAGGUUGGAGCUUGCUAAUGCUGAAAUAGAAGAACUUCAAGGUCAGUUUGCAGUAUCAUCUGUUGUGAGCAAGCCUCCAAAUUCCUCCCCAUUUGCUGUACAACCAUUGACUCUCGGCUACCCACUGGGCACACCACGUCAUUUCAACAUUGACAUUUUUUUAAUUGGUUGAGAUGUUGAUCAGUGAGACUGGGCACACCACGUCAUUUCAACAUUGACAUUUUUUUAAUGGGUUGAGAUGUUGAUCAGUGAGAUUUCAACCUUUAUUCACCCACUCAAGACUGCCAGAAGUUUUUUGAAUUCCCAAUGUUAUCACUAUGCUUUCAACCAGAUUUUUGUUUUUUAUUUAAAUGUGUUAUCACUGCACUUUCAACCAUUUUAAAGCACAACCAAGUUCAAAUGGGAAUUCAAUGUCAGAUAUUUUGUAUUUAUUAUACAACUUAAUGUGUUAUCACUGUGCUUUAUCUAAUAGCACAACCCAAUGAGCUGGAUUGCAGUUGAGAUUACAUUAAAGUACAUAGUGUAA